AUGAUGAGAAAUAAGGACAAAAGCCAAGAGGAGGACAGUUCGCUACACAGCAAUGCAUCGAGUCAUUCAGCAUCUGAAGAAGCUUCGGGUUCAGACUCAGGCAGCCAGUCGGAGAGUGAGCAGGGCAGCGAUCCAGGAAGUGGCCAUGGCAGUGAGUCAAAUAGUAGCUCUGAAUCUUCGGAGAGUCAGUCGGAAUCUGAGAGUGAAUCGGCAGGUUCCAAGUCGCAGCCAGUUCUUCCAGAAGCCAAAGAGAAACCAGCCUCUAAGAAGGAACGGAUAGCUGAUGUGAAGAAGAUGUGGGAAGAAUAUCCUGAUGUUUAUGGGGUUAGGCGGUCAAACCGAAGCAGACAAGAACCAUCACGAUUUAAUAUUAAGGAGGAGGCAAGUAGCGGCUCUGAGAGUGGGAGCCCAAAGAGAAGAGGCCAGAGGCAGCUGAAGAAGCAAGAAAAAUGGAAACGGGAGCUCUCAGAAGAUGAACAGGAGCAAGGCACCAGUGCAGAGAGCGAACCAGAGCAAACAGUGAAAGCCAGAAGACCUGUCCCCAGAAGAACAGUGCCCAAACCUCGUGUUAAAAAGCAACCUAAGACUCAGCGUGGAAAGAGGAAAAAGCAAGACUCUUCUGAUGAUGAGGAUGAAGAUGAUGAAGCUCCCAAAAGGCAGACGCGCCGCAGAGCAGCUAAAAAUGUGAGCUACAAAGAAGACGAUGACUUUGAGACUGACUCAGAUGACCUCAUUGAAAUGACUGGAGAAGGAGUUGAUGAACAGCAGGAUAAUAGUGAAACUAUCGAAAAGGUCUUAGAUUCAAGGCUGGGAAAGAAAGGAGCCACUGGAGCUUCUACUACUGUAUAUGCAGUCGAAGCUAAUGGAGACCCUAGUAGCGACUUUGACCCUGAAAAGGACGAAGGCGAAGUCCAGUACCUCAUCAAGUGGAAGGGCUGGUCGCACAUCCACAGCACAUGGGAAAGUGAAGAGUCCUUACAGCAACAGAAAGUGAAGGGCCUAAAAAAACUGGAGAACUUCAAGAAGAAAGAGGACGAGAUCAAGCAGUGGUUAGGGAAGGUUUCCCCUGAAGAUGUGGAAUAUUUCAACUGCCAACAAGAGCUGGCCUCGGAGCUGAACAAACAGUAUCAGAUCGUAGAAAGAGUAAUAGCUGUGAAGACAAGCAAAUCUACACUGGGUCAAACAGACUUUCCAGCUCAUAGUCGGAAGCCGGCCCCUUCCAACGAACCUGAGUAUCUAUGCAAGUGGAUGGGACUGCCCUAUUCAGAGUGCAGCUGGGAAGAUGAAGCCCUGAUCGGAAAGAAAUUCCAGAGCUGCAUUGACAGCUUCCACAGUCGCAACAACUCAAAAACCAUCCCCACAAGGGAAUGCAAGGCCCUGAAGCAGAGACCACGAUUUGUGGCUUUAAAGAAACAACCGGCAUAUUUAGGAGGAGAGAAUCUGGAGCUCCGAGAUUAUCAGCUGGAAGGUCUCAACUGGCUUGCUCACUCCUGGUGCAAAAGUAACAGUGUAAUCCUUGCUGAUGAAAUGGGCCUAGGAAAGACCAUCCAGACCAUAUCAUUCCUCUCCUACCUGUUCCACCAACACCAGCUGUAUGGCCCCUUUCUUAUAGUCGUCCCUUUAUCCACCCUCACCUCAUGGCAGAGGGAGUUUGAAAUCUGGGCACCAGAGAUUAACGUAGUGGUUUACAUAGGUGACCUGAUGAGCAGAAAUACGAUACGAGAAUAUGAAUGGAUUCACUCUCAGACCAAAAGGCUUAAGUUCAAUGCGCUUAUAACAACAUAUGAGAUCCUCUUAAAAGAUAAGACUGUGCUGGGCAGUAUUAACUGGGCCUUUCUGGGAGUGGAUGAAGCCCAUCGGUUGAAGAAUGAUGACUCUUUAUUGUAUAAAACUCUGAUUGAUUUCAAGUCCAACCAUAGGCUCCUGAUUACGGGGACCCCUCUUCAGAAUUCCCUCAAAGAGCUCUGGUCCUUGCUGCACUUUAUUAUGCCGGAGAAGUUUGAGUUCUGGGAAGAUUUUGAAGAAGACCAUGGGAAAGGGAGAGAGAAUGGCUAUCAGAGUCUUCAUAAGGUGCUAGAGCCUUUCCUUCUCCGGAGAGUGAAGAAAGAUGUAGAGAAAUCUCUUCCUGCCAAAGUGGAACAGAUUCUCAGAGUGGAGAUGUCAGCCCUUCAGAAACAGUAUUAUAAAUGGAUUUUGACCAGGAAUUACAAGGCUCUUGCCAAAGGAACAAGAGGCAGCACAUCUGGUUUCCUUAAUAUUGUGAUGGAACUGAAGAAAUGCUGCAACCACUGUUACCUGAUUAAACCCCCUGAAGAAAAUGAAAGGGAAAAUGGACAGGAAAUUCUUCUGUCCCUGAUCAGGAGCAGUGGGAAGUUGAUUCUAUUAGAUAAACUGUUGACAAGACUUCGAGAAAGAGGAAACAGAGUCCUUAUCUUCUCUCAGAUGGUGAGGAUGUUGGAUAUCCUGGCUGAGUACCUCACUAUUAAGCACUACCCUUUCCAGCGUCUGGAUGGUUCCAUCAAGGGAGAAAUCCGAAAACAGGCGCUGGACCACUUCAACGCAGAUGGGUCUGAGGACUUCUGUUUCCUGCUCUCGACAAGGGCUGGUGGCCUGGGAAUCAAUUUGGCUUCCGCGGACACAGUUGUCAUCUUCGACUCUGACUGGAAUCCCCAGAACGACUUGCAGGCACAAGCCCGAGCCCACAGAAUUGGUCAGAAGAAGCAGGUGAAUAUUUACCGCUUGGUUACAAAGGGGACCGUGGAGGAAGAGAUCAUAGAACGGGCCAAAAAGAAGAUGGUAUUGGACCAUCUGGUGAUUCAGCGCAUGGAUACCACUGGCCGAACGGUUCUGGAAAACAACUCUGGAAGGUCCAAUUCAAACCCUUUUAAUAAAGAAGAGCUGACAGCGAUUUUGAAAUUUGGAGCAGAGGAUCUCUUCAAAGAACUUGAAGGGGAGGAAUCAGAGCCUCAGGAAAUGGAUAUAGAUGAAAUUUUGCGCUUGGCUGAAACCAGAGAGAAUGAAGUCUCAACAAGUGCAACAGAUGAACUUCUGUCACAAUUUAAGGUUGCCAACUUCGCAACGAUGGAGGAUGAAGAAGAGCUUGACGAGCGCCCUCACAAGGACUGGGAUGAGAUCAUCCCUGAGGAGCAGAGGAAGAAAGUGGAGGAGGAAGAGCGGCAGAAGGAGCUGGAAGAGAUUUACAUGUUGCCUCGAAUUCGGAGUUCCACUAAAAAGGCUCAGACAAAUGACAGUGACUCUGACACUGAGUCUAAGAGACAGGCCCAGAGGUCCUCUGCCUCUGAGAGUGAGACGGACGACUCUGAUGACGACAAGAAGCCCAAGCGCAGAGGGCGUCCCCGAAGUGUGCGGAAGGACCUGGUGGAGGGAUUCACGGACGCUGAGAUCCGGAGGUUCAUCAAGGCGUAUAAGAAGUUUGGUCUCCCUCUUGAACGGCUGGAGUGCAUAGCACGUGAUGCUGAGCUGGUAGAUAAGUCUGUGGCGGAUCUGAAGCGCUUGGGGGAACUGAUUCACAACAGCUGUGUGUCAGCAAUGCAGGAAUAUGAAGAGCAGCUGAAAGAAAAUGCCAGCGAGGGGAAAGGACCAGGGAAAAAGAGAGGCCCAACUAUCAAGAUAUCUGGGGUUCAGGUUAAUGUGAAAUCUAUUAUCCAACAUGAAGAAGAGUUUGAGAUGCUGCAUAAAUCUAUCCCUGUGGACCCUGAAGAAAAAAAAAAAUAUUGCUUAUCCUGUCGUGUCAAAGCUGCACAUUUUGAUGUCGAGUGGGGAGUAGAGGAUGACUCUCGUCUACUGCUGGGGAUUUAUGAACAUGGCUACGGAAACUGGGAGCUAAUUAAAACGGACCCAGAGCUUAAGUUAACUGACAAAAUUCUGCCCAUGGAGACAGAUAAAAAGCCCCAGGGGAAGCAGCUGCAGACCCGAGCAGACUACUUGCUGAAGCUGCUCAGGAAGAGUCUGGAGAAGGAGGGCGCCGUGACGGGCGGGGAAGAGGCCAAAUUAAAGAAGCGGAAGCCUCGAGUGAAAAAGGAAAACAAAGCACCGAGGCUGAAGGACGAGCAUGGGAUUGAGUUUUCAUCUCCUCGACACUCGGACAAUCCGUCAGAAGAGGGGGAAGUAAAGGAUGAUGGCUUAGAAAAAAGUCCAACGAAAAAGAAACAGAAGAAGAAAGAGAACAAGGAGAAUAAGGAGAAACAAAUGAGUUCUAGGAAAGACAAGGAAGGGGACAAGGAAAGGAAGAAAUCGAAAGACAAGAAAGAGAAGCCUAAAGGUGGUGAUGCCAAAUCUUCCAGUAAAUCCAAGCGCUCUCAGGGCCCUGUCCACAUCACCGCAGGAAGCGAACCCGUCCCCAUUGGAGAGGAUGAGGAGGAUGAUCUGGACCAGGAGACAUUCAGCAUAUGUAAGGAGAGGAUGCGGCCUGUGAAGAAGGCGCUGAAACAGCUGGACAAGCCUGACAAGGGGCUCAGCGUCCAGGAGCAGCUGGAGCACACCCGCAACUGCCUGCUGAAGAUCGGGGACCGGAUCGCUGAGUGCCUUAAGGCCUACUCAGACCAGGAGCACGUCAAGCUGUGGAGGAGGAACCUGUGGAUUUUUGUUUCCAAGUUUACAGAAUUUGAUGCUCGAAAAUUGCAUAAGUUAUACAAGAUGGCUCAUAAGAAAAGAUCUCAAGAAGAAGAGGAGCAGAAGAAGAAAGAGGAUGUGAUUGGGGGUAAGAAACCAUUUCGACCAGAGGCCUCGGGUUCCAGCCGUGACUCCCUGAUGUCUCAGUCCCACACCCCGCACAACCUUCACCCGCAGAAGCCUCAUUUGCCUGCCUCUCACGGCCCACAGAUGCACGGACACCCAAGAGACAACUACAAUCACCCCAACAAGAGACACUUUAGUACUGCAGACCGAGGCGACUGGCAGAGGGAAAGAAAGUUCAACUAUGGCGGUGGCAAUAACAACCCGCCCUGGGGGAGUGACCGGCACCACCAGUACGAGCAGCACUGGUACAAGGACCACCACUACGGGGACCGGCGACACAUGGACGCCCACCGCUCGGGGAGCUACCGCCCCAACAGCCUGUCGAGGAAGAGGCCGUAUGACCAGUACAGCAGCGACCGAGACCACCGGGGCCACAGGGACUACUACGACCGGCACCAUCAUGACUCCAAGCGGAGGCGAUCGGAUGAAUUUAGGCCUCAAAAUUACCACCAGCAGGAUUUCCGACGAAUGUCUGAUCACCGCCCCCCUAUGGGCUACCACGGCCAGGGGCCCUCGGACCACCACCGCUCUUUCCACACAGACAAACUGGGGGAGUAUAAACAGCCCCUACCCCCACUGCACCCCGCAGUCUCAGAUCCUCGCUCUCCCCCUUCUCAGAAAUCUCCUCACGAUUCCAAGUCACCCCUGGAUCAUCGGUCUCCUUUGGAGAGAUCACUAGAACAGAAGAACAACCCAGAUUAUAACUGGAAUGUUAGGAAAACAUAA
Rangifer tarandus platyrhynchus (Svalbard reindeer) is the source of this 5484-nucleotide messenger RNA. The record is from the annotation of a GenBank genome assembly. NCBI's taxonomy places the organism in Eukaryota, Metazoa, Chordata, Mammalia, Artiodactyla, Cervidae.